Eubalaena glacialis (North Atlantic right whale) is the source of this 3601-nucleotide messenger RNA. It is a transcript of the gene PPARGC1B, whose product is annotated as PPARG coactivator 1 beta. The transcript is spliced from 12 exons. Gene Ontology annotation, molecular function: transcription factor binding; RNA binding. The record is from RefSeq and is a predicted model, not a curated record. Gene Ontology annotation, biological process: positive regulation of transcription by RNA polymerase II. Gene Ontology annotation, cellular component: nucleus. Lineage: Eukaryota; Metazoa; Chordata; Mammalia; Artiodactyla; Balaenidae. Bases 1 to 3021 code for a protein of 1006 amino acids.
AUGACUCCCUUCUACCCAACCCACCACUGGCAGGGCGGGGGAUCUGGGGAGGAGCAACUCUGCGCUGACUUUCCAGAGCUAGACCUCUCCCAGCUGGACGCCAGCGAUUUUGACUCGGCCACCUGCUUUGAGGAGCUGCAGUGGCGCCCGGAGAACUCCGAGACCGAACCCAGCCAGUACAGCCCCGACGAUCCGGAGCUCUUCCAGAUAAUCGACAGUGAGAAUGAGGCCCUCCUGGCAGCACUCACCAAAACCCUGGAUGACAUCCCUGAAGAUGUUGUGCAUCUGGCCGCCUUCCCAGCCCUGGAUGAUGGAGACGCACCUUCCUGCGCUUCUGCUUCUCCUGUCCCCUCAUCUGCGCCCCCCAGCCCCUCCCUGGAGAGGGCCCCAGCCUUGGCCCCUGAAGUGGAUGAGCUCUCGCUGCUGCAGAAACUCCUUCUCGCCACGUCCUACCCAACCUCGACCUCUGACAGCCAGAAGGAAGGGACCGCCUGGCGCCAGGCAGGUCUCAGGUCCAGAAGUCAGCGGCCUUGGGUCAAGAUGGACAGCAUCCAAGACAGGAAGGCCCACAUGAUGCAGUCUCAGACCCGGAGUUGCACAGAGCUGCAUAAGCACCUCACCUCGGUGCCGUCCUGCCCCCGGGCUAAAGCCCGCUCCCCUGAUAGGGUCCUCCAGCCACCACCACCCCUGAGUCCCUGGGUCCCUGCCAAGGAGGAUGAGGAGGCGGGUGAGGACUGCCCGAGUCCCCAGCCGGCUCCAGCCUCUCCCUGGGACUCCCCAGCACCGGGCAGGGCAGACCCCGGCGCCCAGGUUUCCCAGGAGGACACGCAGGCCAUGGUGCAGCUCAUUCGCUACAUGCACACCUACUGCCUUCCCCAGAGGAAGCUGCCCGCACAGGCCCCAGAGCCAGCCCCCCAGCCCUGCAGCAGCCCCGCCAAGCAGGUCAGACCCCGGCCUCGGUGCCAGCACCCUUCCAAAGCCACCUGGGCUGAGUUCUCCAUCCUGAGGGAACUUCUGGCUCAAGAUAUCCUCUGUGAUGUCAGCAAACCCUACCGCCUGGCCACGCCUGUCUACGCCUCCCUCACACCCCGGGCCCGGCCCAGGCCCAAAGACAGCCAGGCCUCUGCGGGCCACCCCUCCCCCGUGGAGGAGGUGCGGGUCGCGGCUUCACCCCAGAGCUCGGGGCCCAGACCCAGCCUGCGCCCGCUGCGGCUGGAGGUGAAAGGGCACAUCGGCCGGUUGGCCAGGCUACAGCCUGAGGAGGAAGAUGAGGAAGAGGAGGAGGAAGAAGAAGAAAAAGAGGAAGAGGAGGAGGAGGAGUGGGGCCGGAAAAGGCCGGGCCGGGGCCUGCCGGGGACCAAGCUGGGGAGGAAGCAGGAGAGCUCCGUGUGCCCCGUGCGGCGUUCCAGGAGACUGAACCCGGAGCUGGGCCCCUGGCUGACGUUCACCGAUGAGCCGAUGGUCCCCGCGGAGCCCCAAGGGGCUCUGCCCUCGCUGCGCCUGGCCCCUGAGGCCUACGACGUGGAGGAGGAGCUGGGCAGCCCCGCGGACGAGGACAGUGGCCAAGACCAGCAGCUCCGACGGGGACCCCAGAUCCCAGCUCUGGAGAGCCCCUGUGAGAGCGGGUGUGGGGACACCGACGAGGACCCCAGUUGUCUGCAGCUCUCUUCUGGAGACUCUCCCAGGUGCCUCAUGCUGGCCUUGUCGCAAAGCCCCACUGGCGACCCUCCUUUUGGCAAGAAGAGCUUCGAGCAGACCUUGACGGUGGAGCUCUGUGGCACGGCAGGACUCACUCCACCCACCACACCUCCGUACAAGCCCACAGAGGAAGACCCCUUCAAGCCAGACAUCAAGCACAGCCCAGGCGAAGACAUAGCUCCCACCCCGGAGGUUCCCCAGCUCGGGGCCACCGCAGAGGCUGCCCACAAGCUGCCAAAGAAGCACCCAGAGCGGAGCGAGCUCCUGUCCCACCUGCGGCAUGCCACAGCCCAGCCAGCCUCCCAGGCUGGUCAGAAGCGCCCCUUCUCCUGUUCCUUUGGAGACCACGACUACUGCCAGGUGCUCAAGCCCGACGGCGCCCUGCAGAGGAAGGUGCUGAGGUCCUGGGAGCCAUCUGGGGUCCACCUCGAGGACUGGCCCCAGCAAGGUGCCCCGCGGGCUGAGGCACAGGCCUCUGGCAGGGAGGAAGGCGGGAGCUGUGAUGUCGGUGCCCCCACCAAGGACAGUACGCUGCUGAGAGACCACGAGAUCCGCGCCAGCCUCACCAAGCACUUUGGCCUCCUGGAGACAGCCUUGGAGGAUGAAGACCUGGCCUCCUGCAAGAGCCCCGAGUACGACACCGUCUUUGAGGACAGCAGCAGCAGCGGCGAGAGCAACUUCCUCCUAGAGGAGGACGACGAGGAGGACGACGAGGAAGAGGACUCAGGGGUCAGUCCCCCUCGCUCUGACCACUGCCCCUACCAGAGCCCACCAAGCAAGGCCAGUCGGCAGCUCUGCUCCCGCAGCCGCUCCAGCUCUGGCUCCUCGUCCUGCCGCUCCCGGUCACCAGCCACACGAAGGAGCUUCAGAUGUGAGAGCAGAGGGUCGUGUUCAGACAGAACGCCAAGUGUCCGGCACACCAGGAAGCGGCGGGAAAAGGCCAUUGGUGAAGGCCGCGUGGUGUACGUUCGAAACCUCUCCAGUGACAUGAGCUCCCGUGAACUGAAGAGGCGCUUCGAGGUGUUUGGCGAGAUUGUGGAGUGCCAGGUGCUCACGAGAAGCAAGAGAGGCGAGAAGUACGGCUUCAUCACCUACCGGUGUUCCGAGCACGCCGCCCUCUCUCUGAGGAACGGCGCUGCCCUGCGGAAACGCAGCGAGCCCUCCUUCCAGCUGAGCUACGGGGGGCUCCGGCACUUCUGCUGGCCCCGCUACACUGACUACGAUUCUAAUUCAGAAGAGGCCCUGCCUGCGUCAGUGAAAACCAAGUACGAAGCCAUGGAUUUUGACAGCUUACUGAAGGAGGCCCAGCAGAGCCUGCACUGAUAACAGCCUUAACCUUCGAGGAAUACCUCAAUACCUCAGACAAGGCCCUUCCAAUAUGUUUACGUUUUCAAAGAAAUUAAGUAUAUGAGAAGGAGAGAGAGCGAGUGCGUGAGAGAGAGAGAGAGAGAGAGAGAGAGAGACUUGGAACUGCUGUCCUUUUAAAACAAACAAAAAAAUCAAUGUUUACAUUGAACAAAGCUGCUUCUGUCUGUGAGUUUCCAUGGUGUUGACGUUCCACUGCCACAUUAGUGUCCUCGCUUCAGACGGCUUGUCCUGGGUGCACUCCAGACGCUGAGUCCGUCACCCACCUCCCCUUCCUCCCCGACCGACGUCCCCUCGUAGACGUGCAGCUGUGUUCACCAUACCAUUUCUUGUCUGUAGUGUGUGAUGACGAAAUCGUUACUUGUGAAUAGAAUCAGGAUUAUAAACUCAUUUUUAAUUGAAGAAAAAAAAGUAUAUCCUUAAUGUAUUUAUGGCUCAGAUGUACUGUGCCUGGGAUUAUUGUAUUGCUUCCUUGAUUUUUUAACUAUGCACUGUCGUGAGGUGUUUGCCACUGAGCUGCACUGCUCCCUUUGCCAGA